AUGCGCAAUGGAAAGUUCGACACGGCAGACGAUGGGAACGGGGGAGGAAAUCGCAAUCAGUGCUGGAGCUAUUGCGGUCGCGGCAUAAAAAUUCAUGAGGCGCCUUGCCACCGAUGUGCUAAUAUCGAAACGCGCGAGGAAUCGGGAUUCCGGCAGCGGCAUGCAAAAGAGCGAACCGACAUGAGACUAGAGCCGGGACGAACGACCUCCAAGCUCGCGGGU
Iphiclides podalirius (scarce swallowtail) is the source of this 222-nucleotide messenger RNA. The record is from the annotation of a GenBank genome assembly. NCBI's taxonomy places the organism in Eukaryota, Metazoa, Arthropoda, Insecta, Lepidoptera, Papilionidae.